Magnolia sinica is the source of this 480-nucleotide messenger RNA. RefSeq lists its product as uncharacterized. Bases 69 to 353 code for a protein of 94 amino acids. The transcript has a single exon. The record is from RefSeq and is a predicted model, not a curated record. Lineage: Eukaryota; Viridiplantae; Streptophyta; Magnoliopsida; Magnoliales; Magnoliaceae.
UUUAUAUAUAAACACCUCUUCUGUCUCUCUCUACAUCAGUUCAGAACCACAGAAAUACAGAGACGGAGAUGUGUUGGACACGCAGAGCGUGGAUCGUCGCUGCCAGCGUGGGAGCCGUAGAAGCACUGAAAGAUCAGGGCUUCUGCAGAUGGAACUACCCAUUAAGAUCAUUCCAUCAGCAGGUGAAGAAGAACAUCCGAUCAUAUACACAAGCCCAAAGACUCUCUCCCUCUAUCGAUUCUUCUUCUCGUAUAGCAGCACUGAAGAAAAGAUGCGAUGAAGAGGAGAAGCAAAAGCAAUCAGAGGAGUCACUGAGGAAAGUUAUGUAUUUGAGCUGUUGGGGUCCCAACUAAAACGCAGAGGAAGAAAACCCACCUGAGAUUUUGUCAAAUGAAGAUAAUCACACUACCUAAUUGUAAUUUUUACUAGAAAUACAUAUACAAUAAGACGGAUUCAUUACAAAUGUUUUUUUUGCUAUUA